UUUUUAUCUCUCUUUCUUUUCUCUUCUUUGGUUUUCUUUUGGAGAUGAAGGCACACAGACGGAGCUGCUGAUGUGGAACUGUUGUGGAACUUCAGCACCAUGGCUGCUCUACACCUCCUUAUUCUACUGCAGUUUAUUCUCAGUUUGUUUCUGCCGAGUUCAGGAUUAAUGUCAAAUUAUAAAACGUGUGGAGACGACGCAUGCGCACGGCUGAUGUGCCGUGUUCAGGCCCUGAGAGAUCAUCGUGCUCAGGACUGCAGGUUUCUCAGCUUUAAAAAAGGCGACAUGAUUGACGUUUAUCACAAAUUGUCAGGGAGGAGGAAUGAGCUGUGGGCUGGAAGUAGAGAUAAAGAUUUUGGUUACUUUCCCAAAGAUGCUGUGAAGAUCGAUGAAAGAUUUGUUGAUGAGAAGAAGGAAAUAGAGAUGAGAGCUCAGAAAACAGAUUUCUUCUGUAUGGAUGCGUUCGGGACAAUAAUCAAGAGUGCUGAAGAGUUUGAAGAUUACGAGAACGGAGCUCAAACUGCAGAGUCUGAAGAAUUAGGUAACGGUGAUUUUGAUGAUCGAGACUCCAAAUCAUCUGAAACACAUGAGAAUGUCGAAACGAGCCACGUUGAUAACAAUAAUAAAGGGAAAGCAGAAGAAAGAGGAAGUUCCUGGAUCGGAUCUGCUGUUAGCGGAUGGUUUGCUAACGAUGCUGAGAAUAAAGAGCAGCAGAACUUUAAGAGCAGAAAGCUGGCUUUGGACUUGGAGCAACUGGACAACGAAGAGAGACUGGGGUUAAAGGAUAAAACAGAGAGUGAUGAGGAUUCACCCAGUGAGCAGGUCAGUUACCUGCUGGGAGAUGGAACAAAAAGCCUGUUAGGUUUUGGUGGUGGAGGAGGAGGAGGAGGAGGAGGAGGAGGAGACACUCCACCUACUGAAACCAAUAAACAGACUCAGGAUGAAGAUACGCAGAAUCCGAAGAAAGAACGCGAAGCAACGAGUCGUACAAAAGAAGCCUCGGCCGAGACGAUCAAUGAAAAUGAGAAAAUCGAUGAGAAGUCCUCAGGAUGGUACGACAGCGUCUAUAACACAAUCACCACGUUUUACGAAGAUCCUGCUGAGAAACGAGAAGCCGGUAACGAUGAAGCUGAAGCGAGUUCGAUUGUUCGAGGCACAGAUGAAGACAGAGUCACGAUUUCCAAGGAGGAAAAAAAUCCAGAACCGAAAUCAGAAUCGUUUCUGAUUCAGGACUCAGAAGGUGAUGAGGAGAAAGUGGAAGUGAGCAGCCAGGAGGACCCGGGUGGAAGCAGGCGGCUCGGUGACGGAUGGUACGGAAGCGUCUAUAACAGAAUUUCAGAAUUUUAUACAGACACUCGAGAUGGAAAAGCUGCUCCUGAUAAACGUGAUGAUGACAGUAGACGAGAUCCUUCAUUAACAUCUGAAUGCGUGGAUUUCAGGACAAACCCAGAUGAAAACAUGGGAAGCGGUGAUCCCACUGCUGAGAGGAAGACUGAGAGUAGUAAUGCAGGCUGGUACAACAGCAUCUACAGCAGAAUUAGCGACGUGUAUGGAGACACGUCUGACAGAUAUGAUGUUCCUGGUGUAAUGAAAGAGGGUGAAGCCACCAAAGACACCUCGGCAGAAUCCAUCCUUACUACGAACGGCCUGUCGACCGCGAUCGACAGCCUGAGAGGAGCAGAAAGUGAUGAUGAAACCACAGCGAGUCAGUCUGUGAGAUCAGAGUCGAGUCAGACUCCGCCUUGUGUCUCCACUAAACAGAGUAAGGAUGACGGCAAUGCCGAAGACUUAGUAGCGAGGGACGGAGAAAACUCUGAGAAUUAUCUUUCAAGGAUGAUUAACGGCCUACAAUCACCUUUUAAACCCAACAAUGCAGAAGAUAAAGAAGAGAGCGAUGGAGAACAGACUCUAGAUACAGAUCCGAGUCAGACCGAGUGUGUCACCGAAACAUGUGUGAGUACAAUGGAGAAAGCACCGACGUCUGAGGAGGACAUGGGAAAGGACAUCAACAUGGAGACCAGCUCCAGCACAGACGACUCAGAAAGCUCAACCAGCAAAUCACACUCUAAUGACCAAGAAGUCAACACUGACAGAACUAGAAUAUUAGACACACUCGAGUCUGACCAGAAAACUGCUCCUCAUCUGGACACCAAUAUUAUCACUGAAGAGUUUCUGGAACCUGAAGAAUCCCAAAACACAGUUCUGCGUCUCUACACAGCUCUUGCUGCUAAAUUCACAAGCGAUGUGAUCACGUUUGUGGUGAAGGAGAGUGCACAUGUGACACACUCCAUCCAUCAGGUCGUGAUGUCACUUCCUGACGAAAUCCGACCCGGCCCUGAUCUUUACGGGGUGCCGUGGGAAGCUGUGAUCUUCACUGUCAUGUUGGGUUUAUUCACCUUCCUGCUCUUCACCUGCAGAUUCUUGCAGGCAGUUAACAGCAGGUUGUACUGCAGUAAGGAGAGGAGGAUGGGACAGAAAGUGGCAGAGCUUCUGGAGGAGAAGUGUAAAGUUCUGGAGACUCUCAGUGAGUGUGAACACAAGUUUAAGAAGCUGGACGCUGUGCUGCAGGAUGGUAAACUUUCAGCUCAGGCUUCAGAGAAGGAGGAUUUGGAGGCCAUGUCGAAGAAGCUGGAGGAGACGAAUGUACAGAUGCAGAGAGAUAUGGUGAAGAUGCAGGAGGAACUGGACACACAGGACCAGCUCAGGAAACAGCAGGAAGAGCAGCUCACAAACCUGGAGGAGAUGUUAAAGAAGCUAGAGCAGGAUGCCGCAGAGCGCAAAUCUCAACUAGAGCAGGAUAAAAUGACUCUGAAAAUCCACAAGAUGAACAGUGAGAGACUGCAGAAGAAACUCCAGGAGGUUAAAGAGGAGAACAGCAUGCUGCUGGAGAGCAAAGCACAGCUGGAGCAGGAGGCAGAGGGAUGGAGGGAGCGACUGAGUGAGCUGGAGGAAGAGAAGAGGAUGUGUGAGACAUCACACAACGGAAUGAUGGAGAACUGCGUGAAUAAAGACGAGCGCAUAAAGUCUCUGACAGAGUGCCUGUUGAUGAUGAGAGAUUGGGACACAGAGGAGGAGAGCACCAUGAAUGACUCUUCAGAUUUCAGGCAGAAACAGAAAGUGCAGAAACUGAUUAAUGCAGCAACGAUGAGUGCAGAUCUGAAGGCCAUGGAGGAGGACAAGGACCGAAUGUUCGCCAAACUGACAGAUGAAAUCAAAGCCAAAGAAGAUCUUCAAGAAGGUCUCGAUCAGCUGCAGCAUGAGAAAGUGUCUCUGGAGUCAGAGAGCUCCAUGUACUCCAGUGAAAUAGAGAAACUCCAGCACAAGCUGCAGAUCAUGUCUGAGAUGUACCAGGAGAAGGAACUGAAGCUGCACAGGAUGUUGACGGUGGAGGAGAAGGAGCGCUCACAGAAGGAGGAGCAGCUCAACAAAGCUGGGAAGAAGAUCAGCCUGGCUACAGAUGAGCUCAACUCUUACAGACAAAGAGCCAAAGAGCUGGAGGACGAGCUGGAGAAAACCAACCAGGCUUAUAGGAACCAGAUUGCUGCACAUGAGAAAAAAGCUCAUGAUAACUGGCUGGCUGCUCGAGCUGCAGAUCGAGAUCUAUCUGAUGUGAAGAGAGAAAACUCAGUGCUACGUCAGAGGUUAACGGACUGGCAGUUUAAACUGGAGCUGAUGGAGAAAAACCCACAGGCUCGAGCUCCACUGUUCAGAGGUGAAAGAUCUCCGUUUGGUCCGUCCCCACUCGGUCGCCCCCCCUCUGAAACCCGUCCCUUCCUGUCUCCCCCCACGCUGAUGGACGGACCGUCCAGAGUCUCUCCACAGUUUCCCAUGAUGCCUAGCGGCAGAGCGCCUCCUGGUGGUAUGGAUGGUGACAGGAGUGUUUCUUACUCUGAAAGUGGCUCCCCCACAUGGGAGAGAGAGCGAGAGCGCAGGAGUCUCGGCCCCCCAGGUCCAGAUCCAGGACUCAUGUACAGAAGACCUCUCUCAGCUCCGUUCCUCCGAGCACCGCUUCCUCCUGAAGCGUACUACAGCGACAAGUCAGAGUCAUCGUUCGGGGGAGAAGGAGCUGGGGUUAGUGAAAACGGGGUCAGAGACAGUGGACGCUCGAUGCCUGCUGCUGCUGAUAUAAGGGCGGGGCCUCUUCCUCCCCCUCAGUUUCCUCCAGCGGACCCCCGAGACCCUUAUUUCUCUCGCCGAUCUUACCGUCCUGACUUCUUCCCCCCGCCUCCUCUGACCAUGCGAGGCCCCCCUCCUCCUCUUCCCCCUGGAGUUUUUCCCAGAAUUCCACUGCCUCCCCUCAUGGCAUUUCCCCCGAUGAGACCUCCAACUGAUCAUGUUUCACCUGAACCUCCAUCCAGACCUUCACCUCCAGGCAGUGAGCAGCCAGCUGAACAACCUCCACCUGGUCAGGACAUCAUCUGAGCUCCUGCUCCAUCCUUCUGUCCUCUCUCUCUCUCUCUCUCUCUCUUUAUCUCGCUCGGUCCUGCUUAACGCACCCUUGCUCACUUCCCCUAGUUAGUGCGCAUCACCUCAGUGCCUCAUGCAAUGACUUCUGGGUAAUUUACACUGCUAUCAACUGGAUCUUUCGGUACUGGAGAUGCCGAGUAGACGGAGACAUGGGGAAUUGAACCAGACCUCCUCUGAGUGGGGACGUGAUCUGUGGUGCUUUGUGUCACUUCCUGUAUCAUGACUUCUCUUUCCGCGUCAUCACAUUUCUUAAUUGAUUUUUUUUUUUUUUACUGUAAUAAAGAAUCUGCACCAAGAUGAAGUUUAAUUUAAACAUCUCUGAUGUGUCCACGUCCUCACGCUUCCUCCUGUGUGCUGAUGCUGUAGAUACGGACUAGAUGUUCGUCUGUAAUGAAGCAGCACAGGACUCUCGGGUCCUCCGUGGCUGUUGGUCGUAUUUAAUAAUUUUUAGCUGGACAUGAUGUAAAUAAGCAUCUAAUAGUAUUGUGAAUAUUAUGUACAUACACAGAAUGUAGUGAUGUUGAGACCUGCAGAAGGUCCCUGCAGUCUGUCCUUCACACAGCAGACGCUUCAUCUCUCAGCUGCAAACCUUAAUAAAAAUGUGUGCUUCUA
Molecule: messenger RNA, 5079 nt
Organism: Tachysurus fulvidraco (yellow catfish)
Lineage: Eukaryota; Metazoa; Chordata; Actinopteri; Siluriformes; Bagridae
Gene: mia2
Product: CTAGE family, member 5
Exons: 29
Coding region: 100-4422 (1440 amino acids)
Biological process (GO): endoplasmic reticulum to Golgi vesicle-mediated transport; protein secretion; vesicle cargo loading
Cellular component (GO): endoplasmic reticulum exit site; endoplasmic reticulum membrane
Molecular function (GO): protein binding
Source: RefSeq, a predicted model, not a curated record